AUGGCCUCGUUCUAUAAGCUGAUGUGGUCCAACAAAGAAGGCCACAGAGCGGGACAGGUGAAAGAGUUGGAUCCACUGACACGGUCCGCAGAGGCGACUGAUUUUAAGGAGGCGGGUAUAUAUCCGCCGUUUCUUCUCCCAGCUGUAGGUUUUUGGAAGGUUGGCCUAGAGCCUACCCACGUUCUAAGGCCUAUAUGCCGCUCUCAUCAUUCCCGGUGA
Danaus chrysippus (African queen) is the source of this 219-nucleotide messenger RNA. NCBI's taxonomy places the organism in Eukaryota, Metazoa, Arthropoda, Insecta, Lepidoptera, Nymphalidae. The record is from the annotation of a GenBank genome assembly.